Molecule: messenger RNA, 1417 nt
Organism: Syngnathus acus (greater pipefish)
Lineage: Eukaryota; Metazoa; Chordata; Actinopteri; Syngnathiformes; Syngnathidae
Product: ras-related protein Rab-19-like
Exons: 4
Coding region: 517-1188 (223 amino acids)
Cellular component (GO): trans-Golgi network
Molecular function (GO): GTPase activity; GTP binding
Source: RefSeq, a predicted model, not a curated record
GUGUGAGGUAGAGAGCGAGAGAAGGGGGAGGAACUGAAGUCGCUACGAGAGGACUGGUGGUACUAAAGCUGCCAGAAAGGACAACAUAAAAGGAAGAACAGGUUGAUAAGACGGAAAAAGGACUUUUUUUUUUGUUGUUGUCUCUGAAUGUAAAGAGAAUUCUGUCAAGUGGAUCAACUUUCGAACAUCGUGGAAUUGAGGGAUGUGUUUUGCGCUGCAGUUGCCCUUGAAGAGGGUCACCGCCUGAGGGCAGAGAUACUCCAAAACAAAAGAUAGCUAGCUUGGAAAUUCCAAGGAAAAUGUCAAGAACUUUUUAACCUUUAAACAAAACUAUCUAACAAAGAGUCUUCAGCAACUGGUCGGACGGGAUCAAUGUGGACACAUUCGUUCCAAUUUACCCUGCGGUGAGACAUAUUUGCUUGUGCAAAUUGAUUUUGCCCAAAACAUCACCCGGCUUCCCCGUGGCCUAAAAAUUGGGCCAGACACCCCCACCGACCCUGCUUAACGUCCUCCAGGAUGCAAACUCCAGGGCUGGAACAUGACGACUCCUUCGACUAUUUAUUCAAGAUCAUCCUAAUCGGGGACUCCAAUGUGGGGAAAACCUGCGUGGUCCAGAACUUCAAGUCGGGAGUCUUUUCGGAGAAGCAGCAGAACACCAUCGGAGUGGAUUUUACUGUACGCACUUUGGAUAUUGAAGGCAAGAAAGUUAAGAUGCAAGUGUGGGACACGGCAGGACAGGAACGUUUCCGGACCAUCACUCAGAGCUACUACCGUAGCGCUCACGGCGCCAUGAUCACCUAUGACAUCACGCGACGUGGCACUUUUGAGUCGGUGAGCGACUGGAUACAGGAAGUGGAGCUUUACGGGGCGGCCAACGUGGUGCUGGUACUUAUCGGUAACAAAAGUGACAUGGAGGAGGAGCGUGAGGUUCUGUUCGAGGAGGCCUGCUGCCUGGCAAAUGAAAGGGGCGCACUUGCUGCUUUGGAAACAUCUGCUAAGGAGGGUCAGAAUGUGGAGGAGAGCUUCAUAAUGAUGGCGAAGGAGCUCCUCUCUCGUAACGGCAUGCAGGUCCACCAGGACGAGCUGGAAAGCUUCAGCAGACCCCGACUUCUCCUCAGGACUAACUCCCGUCCAGUGAUCGGCACAGUGGACGCCUUCACAUCUGCAGACAAAAAGUCGUGUUGUUGAGGAUGACACGCGUGACAAUGAAUGAGGAACCAAUCAAAAGACAUUACCUAAUUUUGCAUUUUCUUAAGAUCAGAAGUUUUCAUGGAAUGAUGUCGUUCUCAGUGUUGGACGCUUUUCCCUGUUUGAGAACAGGUGACAGUGGACAUAAAAUGGCUCACAAAGUGAAAGUUAAUUUUUCUGUUGUGAUCAUAAUUAUUCUUGGAAUUGUAUUAAAUGUGAAACAAAAUGU